AUGUUAAAAAGCAGUACGGUGGAUCAGAAAGAGUUACAACGACGUGAGGCAUAUUUACGCGAUAACUCUCGACCAUUUAAAUUAGCUGAUCCGACAACUUGGCCACGUCGCUGGGGUGUAACUUUUUUGAGUCUUGGUAUUGGCCUGUUAUCUUGGAAAUAUUAUACAGAUUGGUCGAGGAAACCAUUCUUUUAUAGUUUCGUUCCUCGUCUGAUUCUUUUGGCUUUUGUGGGGGGCGUUGGAUACGUGGUCGGCUCUCUCCGAGAAUAUCACUAUAAAACCCGUGACGCUGUUAUUGAGCAUUACAUCUCGCUUCAUCCAGAAGACUUCCAACAUUUGACAAAUUAAUCUGCUGAUUUGGUCAGCGAAAAGCGUCAACGUAUGUUAGCACGAUUGGAAGCACGUCACACACGGGAUACAGUUGGAAUGAAAACAUCUUCAACUGAUGCAGCAGAUUUUGAUAAACUACUAGCAAAAGCUACACGUGUAAUGAAUUCUUCAGAAUUAAACAUUGAGCCUGAAUUUUUGCAAGAAUUAGAAACUGCCCUCACACUAAUUCAACCUGGUCGUCAGUCACGUCGUCUAAAAGAAGCUUUAAAUGUGCUACGCAGCCAAAUGCAGGAACAAAUUGGACUAGCACAUCAACAAUCAGCGUUUUCAUUUAGUACCAAAAAAGAAGGUGCUGCCGAAUCAAAACAAAAAAUAUCAAUUUCUAAAUAUAGUCCGCUUGGCCCUAUUCAGACAAAAAUCAAACCACUGGUGCAAAAGGCGGUCACAAUAACUGCGGAGCAUGAGAAAGAACUAAUAGCGAAAGGAGAAGAUGGUGAAGAAGUUAUGAUCAGCGAUGUCACUAGUUCUUUGAUUCGCGUUCCGUUCAAUGCAUCGACUAUACACAUAAAGUCCGUGAAGCACAGCACUCUAAUUUUUGCACCAGUUAAAACUUCUCUUCUAAUAAGAGACUGUGAAGAUUUAACAGUUGUAGUUGCUGCACAGCAAGUAAGAAUCCACAAUAGCCAUCAUAUUCGGUUCUAUAUAGAGGUGCGCGGAGCCUUGAUCAUUGAAGAUUGUGAUGGAAUAGAAGUUGCACCAUAUAAUGUCGUUGGCUUUGAGCAUAACCCACAAAAUAACAACUGGCGUAAUGUGCAAGAUUUCAGUUGGCUGUCUUCGAAAGAACAUAGUCCAAAUUGGAAAAUCAUGAAGGAAAAUUCAGCAAGAUGUUUUUCUCUGUAA
This is a messenger RNA of Acanthocheilonema viteae, 1230 nucleotides long. Lineage: Eukaryota; Metazoa; Nematoda; Chromadorea; Rhabditida; Onchocercidae. The record is from the annotation of a GenBank genome assembly.